AUGACAUUCCCCUCUGUACAAUCAUCUGUGCACCUUUAUUCAAACGUGGUAGAACUUGCUAUUCGGUAUACAGAUCUGUGUGCCCUUUGUGGUCGUAAAGCGCAUGAAGGGGAAAACGGCUCCACUAAAGGCGAUAGAGCUGAGACUUCGGGAAGUUGGCAUUUUCACCUAGCGCGGUCGAAAGAACCGAUUGCCGUUUCCUGUCUCCAUGCAAUAAUGCAGCGGACAAAUAUCUUGGGUGGACGCGUCAAUCUUUUUUUUACUUUUGAACGGGUGCCACCCUUUGGUGGUCACAAGAGUCGUGCUGUCAUACAACUUGCAUCCUUUCAUUACUCGAAGAACAUGCGCUUAUGUCUGAAUGUAGCCUAUCUACCUCAAGAAGAGGUUCGUUUGAAGACCGUUCGAGCACAUGUAGACAGUGAUUGUAAUGUCUUGGAAGUUGCUUGUUGGCGAGUUUUCGUAUUUCUUGGGCGCUCCACUACUUUCCAUUAG
This is a messenger RNA of Trypanosoma brucei brucei TREU927, 492 nucleotides long. RefSeq lists its product as hypothetical. The transcript has a single exon. The coding region runs from base 1 to 492 and encodes 163 amino acids. The record is from RefSeq and is a predicted model, not a curated record. Lineage: Eukaryota; Euglenozoa; Kinetoplastea; Trypanosomatida; Trypanosomatidae.